GUACUGCAGUUGAUUCUCGCAACCGAUUGGCUGACUGUCUCUGUUGUCAAACUCCAUUGGCUAGAGGCACACACGCCUGUCAUCAGUCUGAACAAGAAAACAAACGACAAGGUUUUUCCAUGUGUGAGUGAUUAAGCCAACAGUAAGCAUGCUGACCGCACAGAGGGCAUGUGCAGCAAUGGCUGCCCGGCACCUGGUUAGAACUUCAGUCUCCUCAUCCCUCACACACUGCUCUCUGAUCCAUACUUCAGUACCCUGUCAGGACCGUGCUGAGCUGCAUUCUGAAUGGGCCGGUCUGGCUAAGAAACAGCUGAAGGGGAAGAACCCAGAAGAUCUGAUCUGGCACACUCCCGAGGGGAUUAACAUCAAGCCCGUGUACACCAAAGCAGACUCAAAAGAUGUUGUUGAUGAGUUGCCAGGAGUGUUUCCUUACACUAGAGGGCCCUAUCCCACCAUGUACACAUACAGACCUUGGACUAUCAGGCAGUAUGCUGGAUUCAGCACUGUUGAGGAGAGCAAUAAGUUCUAUAAAGACAACAUAAAGGCUGGUCAGCAGGGUCUUUCUGUGGCCUUUGACCUCCCGACACACCGUGGUUAUGACUCGGACAACCCCAGGGUCCACGGAGAUGUGGGCAUGGCUGGAGUGGCUAUAGAUACAGUUGAGGACAUGAAGUUGCUCUUUGAUGGAAUCCCAUUGGAGAAGAUGUCUGUUUCAAUGACUAUGAAUGGAGCAGUUAUCCCUGUGUUGGCAAUGUUUAUUGUCACCGGAGAGGAGCAGGGCGUUCCAAAAGAGAAACUAACUGGCACGAUUCAAAAUGAUAUUUUGAAGGAAUUUAUGGUGCGCAACACCUAUAUUUUCCCCCCGGAACCUUCCAUGCACGCCAUUGCAGACAUCUUUGCAUAUACCUCUAAGCACAUGCCUAAGUUCAACUCCAUAUCCAUCAGUGGCUACCAUCUUCAGGAGGCUGGCGCUGAUGCCAUCUUGGAAGUAGCCUACACCAUUGCUAACGGCCUGGAGUACUGCCGCACUGGACUGAAAGCAGGUUUAACCAUAGAUGAAUUUGCUCCAAGGCUGUCGUUCUUCUGGGGCAUCGGGAUGAAUUUCUACAUGGAAAUUGCCAAGCUGAGGGCAGCCAGGAGGUUAUGGGCUACGCUCAUUAAAGAAAAUUUCCAGCCCAAGAAUGCCAAGUCUCUCCUCCUGCGCACACACUGCCAGACCUCAGGCUGGUCUCUCACUGAACAAGAUCCAUACAACAAUGUGAUCCGCACGGUGAUUGAAGCCAUGGCCGCUGUGUUUGGGGGGACCCAGUCGCUGCACACCAACUCUUUCGAUGAAGCUCUGGGCUUGCCCACCGUGAAAAGCGCUCGCAUCGCCAGGAACACUCAGAUCAUCAUCCAGGAGGAGUCGGGCAUCCCCAAAGUUGCAGAUCCUUGGGGAGGCUCGCACAUGAUGGAGGCUCUUACAGAUGAUGUCUAUAACACUGCUUUGAAGUUUAUUAAAGACAUCGAAGAGAUGGGAGGCAUGGCCAAAGCUGUAGCCGAGGGAAUUCCAAAGCUCCGUAUUGAAGAAUGUGCUGCUCGUAGACAGGCCCGCAUUGACUCAGGCUCAGAAGUUAUUGUUGGUGUGAACAAGUACCGUCUGGAGAAAGAGGAGACGGUGGAGGUCCUGGCCAUAGAUAACACUGCUGUGCGCCAGAAGCAGAUUGAAAAACUGAACAAGGUGAGGGAGAGCCGUGACCCUGAGAAAGCCAAGAAGUGUCUGGCUGCCAUUGAGGAGUGUGCCCAAACCAGGGAGGGCAACCUUUUAGCUCUGGCUGUGGAGGCAUCAAGAGCCAGAUGCUCUGUUGGUGAGAUAACCGAAGCCAUGAAGAAGGUGUUUGGUGAACACAAGGCCAGCACCAGGAUGGUGAGCGGGGCUUACCGCACUGAGUUCGGAGAGCAUGAAGAGAUCACUCUGGCCAACAACAGAGUUGCAGAGUUCAAGAGGCUUGAGGGGAGGAAUCCUCGAUUGCUGGUGGCAAAGAUGGGGCAGGAUGGUCACGACAGAGGUGCCAAAGUUAUCGCUACGGGGUUUGCAGACCUGGGCUUUGACGUAGACAUCGGACCACUGUUUCAGACCCCCCGGGAGGUGGCCCAGCAGGCGGUCGAUGCAGACGUUCACUGUGUCGGGGUCAGCACGCUGGCAGCAGGACACAAGACCCUGGUGCCAGAGCUCAUCAAGGAACUCCACAAGCUCAACAGGCCAGAUAUACUUGUCAUCUGUGGAGGUGUCAUCCCUCCCCAGGACUACGAGUUCUUGUACCAGAGUGGCGUAUGCGCCAUCUUUGGCCCAGGAACCAGGAUCCCACAGGCUGCAGUGGAGGUUAUUGACAACAUUGAAAAGAGCCUGGAAAAGAAUCGACAAGCCAUGUGAAAGCAAACUACUAAAAGUGAACUGCUUGUUCAAGCAUCUGUACAGGAUCAGUCUGACUGGUAGCACGAGGACGUAAAAGAAAAAGCAAGACUAAUUGUUACGUUUAGUUUUUUGUGUGUUCAUUAACAGCACUCAAAAUGAACAAUGUAACGUCAGACAAACCUCCUCAGUAGGAUUUGAAUGAUGUUUGUUAAUGAUUUCAUCCUUUGCAUCAUACCUGUGUGUGAUUUGUAUUGAUUUCUUAAUCAGUUUGAUUAUAUUACAUCUGAAAUUUCAGAAAAUUCCAGAGUGUAAAAGAAAGCACUUAUCAUACACUGCAUUAUUCCAAUCAGGAUUAUGAUGUGACAGAAAUUUGCCUCUUUUUUUUUUUUUAACAAUCCAAGAUAAAACACUUGGAAACACCACAAACCUGCUUUGAAUGUAUUUUUUGAAAUGUCUCCGUGUAAUUUAAUAACUUAGCAGAGUGUGAUUAGUGCCAGUGUGGUGGACAUGGAUCAAAACAAUCCGCUUAUGAAACUUUAUCCCUGCCUCUUAUUUUCAUGGAUAUGAUUGUCGUGUAAGUGGCCUUCUGUCGCUCUGAUCUCGACUCUUUGCAUCAAUCAUAAAUUUGUUCCGAGGAUAAAACCCCGUCACAGCAGUCAGAGUUUAUGAAACUGUUAGAGAAUAGUAUUUUUCUGAUUGUGACUCUGAAUUCAGUUUACUGGUCUUUAGUCAAAAUAAAUACUGUGAACUUUGGAAAUGUAUAAGCUGAAGCACGUACUUGUUGUAAAAGGACAAAAGAUGACAAUUUAAGUGAAGUGACAUAGUUGCAGGUGCAUAAUGGGCUGGUCUGAGUAUCUUAGGAACUACUGAUUUACUGGGAUUUCCACACACAACCAUCUGUAGACUUUAUAGAGAAUGAUCUGAAAAAGAGAAAAAUAUCCAGUGAGCAACAGCAGAGUUAAAAGGCCUUGGUGAUGUCAGAGCUUAGAGGAAAGUGGCCUGCUUGAGCUGAUAAGAAGGUAACAAAUAAGAAGUAACUUAUAUGAACUCUUGUUACAACCAAGGUAGGCAGAAGAGCUUCUCUAAAUGCACAGUGCAGAGUAGGGUUUGCAUGGGCUCAUCAAAAUUGAUGAAGAUUGAGACUCAUCAGACAUGGAAGAAUUUUUAUAAUUUCUGCCCUGACAUUUGAUUGGGAGGGUCAGAAUCUGAUUGGGAGGGUCAGAAUCUGGCAUAAACAUGAAAGCAGGACUCCGUCCUUCCUGGAUGCAGACUCCUGGUGGUGGUUUGAUGGUUUGGGAGACAUUUUUGGGCAGCUCUUUGUACCAAGUGAACAUUGACAUCACAGCCUGAGUAUUUUUGUUUUGAACGUCCAUUCCUUCAUGACCACCGUGCAACCAUUUAUUAAUGUCACUUAAGCUCAGAUCGUUGGAAACUGGUUUCUUAACACACGCCACUUGAUGAUGAGUUCACUGUACUCAAAUGGCACAGUCACCAGAUCUCAAUCCACCUUUGGGAUUUGGUGGAGCAUAUGGUUACAUUGUAACCUUGGUUCUCUGAGUGAGAGCCUCCAGCGCUCUCCAGCUUGUGAUAGACUGGUAAUAAUGGAUAUAGAUUAUGGACUGCUUCUUACAUAGCGCCUUUCUGCUCUAUCUGAUCCCAUUCACACAAACACUUUCUGCUAUGCUUUGAGCGUUCCAUCUAACAUUCACACACAUUCAUACUCUAAUGGAUGCAUGGGAAAGCAGCUUAGUGUUAGUAUCUUGACCAAGCAUAUUUGGCAUGCAGAUCGAAAAACCAACCUUCCAAUUAGUAGAUGGCCUGCUCUACCUCCUGAGCUACAGCCACCCCACGUGAAAUUCACAUCAUGGAUGUGCAGCUGACAAAUCUGUAACAACUGUGUGAUUCUGUUGUGUCAAUAUGGAGCAAAAUCUCUGAGGAAUGUUUUCAGCAACUUGUUGAAUCUGUGCCACAAACAAUUAAGGUAAUUCUCUGUACUUAAUAAAGUGUCCAGUGGGUGUA
Molecule: messenger RNA, 4414 nt
Organism: Oreochromis aureus
Lineage: Eukaryota; Metazoa; Chordata; Actinopteri; Cichliformes; Cichlidae
Gene: mmut
Product: methylmalonyl CoA mutase
Exons: 13
Coding region: 149-2413 (754 amino acids)
Cellular component (GO): mitochondrion
Molecular function (GO): methylmalonyl-CoA mutase activity; cobalamin binding; metal ion binding
Source: RefSeq, a predicted model, not a curated record